CUGGCGACACUGGCAAUACAGCGUAUCAAAGAGGGAAUGUCGGGAGAAAAGACUGCGACAGGGCGGGAUCUACUUGGAAGAUAUCUGGCAGCGAGUCAGCAAGCACCGAACGUGAUCGCUCCAAAAGAUGUCCUCGCCCUCACGAUCAGUACUAUUCAUGCUGGAUCCGAGAGCACAGCCUUAUUUUCAUCAUUCUUGUUAAUACAUCUGCUCAAAGAACGUCAAGUUCUUGCAAACCUAGAAAAUGAGCUGCAGAAUGCCAAGCUUGCAGUUCCGCCGGCUUUCAAUGACAUUGAUAAGCUGCCAUACCUCGAUGCUGUCAUUCACGAAGGCUUACCAAUCCAAACUGCACUGAGCGGACUGUCUCCUCACGAUGCUAAUAUCUGUGGCACUAUGAUCCCCGCUGGUACAGACGUUUCUGUAUCAGAAGUGCUUACCGCACGCGAUAAGACCUUGUAUGGCCUGGAUGCUGGAAGCUUUCGUUCCGAACGAUGGUUGCAUGUCGACAAGGCUAGGAAAGCCGAGAUGGAUCGAGCUACAUUUGCAUUCGCAUACGGACGUCGAGUAUGCACUAGACAGCACUUGGCUAUGAUAGAGGUGAAGAAGCUGAUUGCAUCG
Molecule: messenger RNA, 618 nt
Organism: Pseudocercospora fijiensis CIRAD86
Lineage: Eukaryota; Fungi; Ascomycota; Dothideomycetes; Mycosphaerellales; Mycosphaerellaceae
Exons: 2
Molecular function (GO): heme binding; iron ion binding; monooxygenase activity
Source: RefSeq, a predicted model, not a curated record